CAGAGAUGUAUGUGAGCAGUCACAACAGCUUUAUGCUUCUCAUCUGCGCUCAAGAGCUCAACGAACAGCAGCCUAAACAAGAUGAAACUCUGCAUCCUGGUCGUGCUCGGGGCCCUGCUGGUCAUCAUUAAUGGUAUGCCGCCAAUCAGCAGGGACUACAACACGCACUGUCGCUGCCUGCAGGUGGAGUCGAGGAUCAUCCCACCCGACAGCCUGAAGAGCAUCAAGCUCGUCCCUGAAGGGCCCCACUGCCCCGAAACAGAAGUUAUUGCUGGCCUGGCGAACGGAGAGAAGGUGUGCCUGAAUCCUCGGUCCUCCUGGGUGAAGAAACUGGUCCAGUUCGUUCUGGAGAAACAGCUACAUCAGCAGAGAGGUGCGAGUUCCAAGAAUAAGGCCUGAAGAUGAUGUUUCACAUGAAAACCGUGCUGCAGUAAAAGCCUGCAACAAUGAGCCACAUCCUGUGAUACGUAACAGAUGAUAGAAAAUAUUUCAUCCAUUUUGCUGUGUAACUUAAGGACCUACUUGUUUUUUUGUCUUUUUCCAGUUUGUGAUUGUGCUAUUUCAGCUUCUGUUUGGGUUUAUUUCUGCCUACUGUUUCCUACCAAAUAUGCUUGAAAAAAAACAUUAAAGUGUUCCAUAGAGAUAAAGGGUUUGGAUAGUAGGAAGUGAGUGGACAAUCGGCUGUAAUAGAAAAGCUUUAAAAGACUGUGUAUUUAACAUUGCCUGUACAAAGCGUGACUGUAAAGAAAGAUUGACUUUGAAAGCAGAUUCUGUAUAUAGCAGAGUAUUGGAAUAUGUAAUGUGUAUAUAGUCAUUUUUGUGUAAUUUUCCUUUUAUUGAAGCUACUUCAGCAGCAGCAAAACAGUGAACACGAAUAAAAUCAAAU
This is a messenger RNA of Stegastes partitus (bicolor damselfish), 886 nucleotides long. It is a transcript of the gene cxcl19, whose product is annotated as chemokine (C-X-C motif) ligand 19. The transcript is spliced from 3 exons. The record is from RefSeq and is a predicted model, not a curated record. NCBI's taxonomy places the organism in Eukaryota, Metazoa, Chordata, Actinopteri, Pomacentridae. Gene Ontology annotation, molecular function: chemokine activity. Gene Ontology annotation, biological process: defense response; immune response; chemotaxis. Bases 82 to 399 code for a protein of 105 amino acids. Gene Ontology annotation, cellular component: extracellular region.